AGUUAGAGAGCCUUUGUUGUGAAUUCCGGUUUUAUCUCUGAAAGGAGUAGCUUUAGCACGUAUGUGUGUGUAUGUAUGUAUGUGCAUAUAUAUAUAUAUAUAUAUAUAUAUAUAUCUAUAUAUAUGUGUGUGUGUGUGUGUGUGUUUGUUCGCGAGUGUUGCGUGUCCAGAGUCUAAUAACCAGUGAACAUUUGUGAUUUGAUCUUCAGUCUUGGUGCUGUAGUAUUGACGAGCAGUUUGUUCGAGUUUUAACUGGUCUGACUUGUAUUUGUCUAUGCGUUGAUGUUGCUUCUUGCUUCCAAUGUUUCUGAGUGGAUCCCUACCACCAGGUUGUUGUGGUUGUGACGGUGGAGCCAUCUCGGAACGAAUUCCAGAAUCUUCAUCUCCGUCAAUUAUUCCCUUACGUGGUCUCUUCUCAUGCCAACUGUCUUACAUCUGUCAGUAGCACGUCUUUUCUGGAUUAUUCGGCGAAAUUCUUCAUUGAGAGAAACCUUCGUGUGGGUAUUCACAAGGUGUUUACCUUGUGUAUGACGAAACAAACAGAAGGGGCGCUUUGUCUAGUCUUUCAGGAAGAUUCACUUUAGAAGAUCGGACUCUCUCGUAUCAGUUUGAGUUGUUUAUUCCGUGAUGCAUCGCAUACAUGGUGAAGCAGGCACGAUCUCUUCUUGCUCUCUUUCCGCUCUCUUCUCUGUAGCUAUUGCUACCGCAUCAACAGCAGCGCCAAGAUUCCGUUGAAAUCUCUCGAUUUUGGGAAGAGUUUAAUAUAUAACAUAUGCGAGGAUAUUGAGGCGAUGGCGAACCAUAGAAUCAUGGAAGAGGGCCGGAGUUUAACUGCAUACGAAUCUGAAGGAGACAUUAUGGAAGCUGGAUGUGUUUAGGUUAUAUCAUUGUUUGCCAUGAGUUUGUGGAAUAUUUUGGGCUGAGUGUUAGGAAGAUGUAGACCUUCAGGGAGCUUGAUUAAACAAUAAAGCUUUUUGUAGGGGCCAGCACGAUUCGAAAGAGAUUCGAAACAAUCUUUCAAGAUGGGGAUCAUUGGGGCAAUUUUGAAGAAUCCCGAGGACUUGCACCAUCUGUUAAAGCUGAAGAUGGCUUCAGCGGCAGCAAAUAGGGCUAUUCCUUCGGACCCCAAUUUGGCUUUUUGCUAUCAAAUGCUAAGACGGGUCUCUGGAAGCUUUUCCAUUGUUAUAUUGCAGCUGGAGCCUGGGCUUCGCAACGCUGUAUGCGUGUUUUAUUUGGUUUUGCGAGGCCUCCAAGCUGUUGAAGACGAUUUGACAAUACCUUAUGAUUUGAAAGUUGAACUUCUGAGAAACCUUCAUAAGAAGAUCUUUGAUCGCGAUUUUCAUUUUCCUUGUGGAAAUAACGACUACAAGCUUUUGAUGGAUAAGUUUUACUUGGUGAUUCUCGCCUUCUUGGGGCUGACAACCGGAUAUCAGGAAGUGAUCACUGAGAUUACUGAGCGAAUGGGCGAGGGCAUGGUGAAGUAUUUGAACACCGAGAUUAUUUCUCGUGAGGAUUACAACGAAUACUGUCACUUCAGUGCCGGGCUCAUGGGUUUGGGUCUCACCCGCAUUUUUUACACUGCUGGAAUGGAGCAGUUUACUCCUGAUUAUCUUUCAAAUGCAAUGGGCUUGUUUUUGCAGAAAACAAAUGUGAUUAGAGAUUACCUGGAAAACAUCAACGCCCAACCCACAUCGCGCUUACGCUGGCCAAAAGAAGUGUGGUCGAAGUAUGCUGACAAGCCUGAGGCCUUCAUGGAUGAAACGAACUACAAGCAAGGUUUACACUGUCUGAACGAGAUGGUGACUGAUGCUCUCUCACAUGGCUUAGAUUGUCUACAUUACAUGGCAGCUUUGCAGGACCAACCAAAUCUUCGAUUCUGUGCCACUUUUCAGAUUACUGCGCUAGGAACUCUGGCCAUGUGUUAUAACAACGUGGAAGUUUUCAGGGGAUCUGUGAGAAUGAGAAGAGGUUUGACAGCCAAAAUCCUAGAUGUGAAGAACAUGGUCGAUGUUUAUGGCGCGUUUUACGACUUCACCCGCCUAAUUGCUGCCAAGAUUGACAAGACAGACCCUUCUGCUGUCACAACUCACAAGUUUGUAGAUGAUAUCCGUUCAAUCUGCAGAUUUGAAAUCAAAAACAGGCGGGCUUUCACGAUAGAGAGUAAAUUCGGACACGAAACCUUCCUGGUUGUGGCGUUGUUUGUUAUACUGGUGAUUAUGCUUCUGAUCGUGACGAAGCAGUAGAAAGAACAGCUGAACGUAUUACGAAGUACUGCAGAGCCCCUGGAGCUAUAAAGUGAAGGGGAUUGGCCAGAUACCCACCCAUGGGUAUAAUAGCUCCGUGCUUUUUUUUUCUGCCUUCCGAUUAUAAGGCAUUUGAAAACUGGCUUUUUCAAAGAGUAGUUUCCGUUAUGUUUUCUCUACCAGACUGGCAGCUAACUGACGAGCUGGAUGGCUUUCUCUUCAACAGUUGCGCAACUGGGGUGGCUAUUGAUUGAGCUCCAUGCAAACCUGCUGCCCUUCAGCAGCUAAUCUCAGGCUUGACUCCAUGGUUCUAGUGGAUGUCUUCUACUGGGGCAUAUUUUUUUUCUUCUCCCUGCUCACUGUACAGUAAGGGCAGAUUCGCAAGCGAUGUUUUUUUGGCUUCUCAAAUCGGUGAAGCAAUGCUACCAACAUCGGUUCAUGUGGACUAUUGAAUAUGGGUGUUAGAGAUGCUAGUUGUUCUUCAGCUUUCAGGAGUCACUUUUUUUUGCAAGGCUCCAGGUCUCACGUAAAUAGAUGGAGAAUUAGUCGCCUACUGAGAGCUUACUUCGUAAGUUUCCAUGCGAGCCAUGAACAUAAUUUCAGCCGUGUUAACUAUCGUGAAGUGUUUUUUUCCAUUUUAAAUGGUAAUCCUGUUCUUCUUUCUUUUAAUAUUUUAUUAUUAUUUUGCCCUUC
Molecule: messenger RNA, 2936 nt
Organism: Physcomitrium patens
Lineage: Eukaryota; Viridiplantae; Streptophyta; Bryopsida; Funariales; Funariaceae
Product: squalene synthase 1
Biological process (GO): lipid biosynthetic process; farnesyl diphosphate metabolic process
Cellular component (GO): endoplasmic reticulum membrane
Molecular function (GO): squalene synthase [NAD(P)H] activity
Source: RefSeq, a predicted model, not a curated record